Acanthoscelides obtectus is the source of this 330-nucleotide messenger RNA. NCBI's taxonomy places the organism in Eukaryota, Metazoa, Arthropoda, Insecta, Coleoptera, Chrysomelidae. The record is from the annotation of a GenBank genome assembly.
AUGAUAAAAAGUACGGACAAAUCAAACUCUAAUGUGUUGGAAGAUUUGAAGAAGAGCAUUGAUCCAGCUAAGUCAAAUAUCUGUGUGAACUCUGUGAGGAGGGUGAAUAAUGGCAUCAUUCUUAGCUGUGAAAAUGAAGCAUCAUUGUCCAAGCUGAUGGCGAGUAUACAGGGAGAACUCGGUGCGAACUUCACUGUCAAUGAGAUCAAGAAAUAUCGCCCACGCAUGGUGAUAAAUAAUGUCGAAUGCGCCUACACAAAAUCUGAGGGAUUAAUCGAGAAGAUCUUGUCCUUGAAUGAAUUUUGUAUUUUCAGUAGUGAUGAUAUAUAA